Molecule: messenger RNA, 4358 nt
Organism: Lytechinus variegatus (green sea urchin)
Lineage: Eukaryota; Metazoa; Echinodermata; Echinoidea; Temnopleuroida; Toxopneustidae
Product: ATP-binding cassette sub-family B member 9-like
Exons: 12
Coding region: 256-2745 (829 amino acids)
Biological process (GO): transmembrane transport
Cellular component (GO): membrane
Molecular function (GO): ATP hydrolysis activity; ATP binding; ABC-type oligopeptide transporter activity
Source: RefSeq, a predicted model, not a curated record
AUAUCUCUGACGCCACGGUAUUGUUAGGCAGACUGGGGCCUGGCCCUGGGCGUACGGUACUCGAAUAGAGCUCGAGAUUUCUACUCUAAAUUUGAAGAGUUGAAGCUGAAGACGGUGAAGUCUUGCUUGAAGGGGGAAAAACACAACCAGAUAUUGUUUCUGUAUGCUGUGCUUGUGACAACAGAGACAUGAAGAUUGCAUGAGAAAUGGUGAUAUUUUUAAGCCAUUAAAGAGAAUAUCAAGUCAAUUGCAGCUAUGAAGCUGUACACAAGUGCAUCAGUAACACUGCUCUUCAGCUCCGCAGAUGCCUUCUUUGGCUUUGUGUUCUAUCUCCAUUGGAACGACUUUGCGUUGUUUGGAAAGGAUGUAUUCAAUUAUGACUUCACACACGCAACAUUUGAAUUAUGGCUGUUCUCAAUGUUGAGAGUGGUGAUACUAGUAGGAGCCACUUUAGGGAUCAUCCAGAAUCCAAAAGAUGGUGCGAAAGGCAUCAAGAGAGCAAGGUAUCCUGUUGGUUUGAUGAACAUCGUCAUGAUCCUGUAUGUCAUGGCAAAAAUUAUGCUAUACACAGAAUAUAUAGAUGGUAACCAUGAUGAUGACCCAUGGUUUUUAACCCUGGGUAUAUGGACUAUGGUUGCCUCUCUUAGCAUGUAUGGCCUGUGGGUAUAUAUUCUACAAGAGGCAAGACCCUCGAAGGAAAGUACAUUGCACCUGGAUGAUGAUGCUCGUGGGUUAAUUAAUCAAGAUGAAAUAAAUGAGAGGAGUUGCAGUAGUGGAAGUGACACUAGUAGUGACAAUGAAAGUGAUGACAGCUCUGGAGAUGAUGAAGUGGAUGGCGAUGAUGAUGAUGAUAUCAUCAAAAAAGCAAAGAAAAAAAAGAAAUCAGUCAAGUGGUAUUCUUCAUUCUUGAGACUCAUGGCAUAUUCAAAAGCUGAUUGGCCCUUCUUGUUGGUUGGCUUCAUUGCCCUUUCGUGUGCUGCAGGAGGUGAAGUAUUCAUACCAUUGUUAACGGGUCAAGUUCUGGAUGGUGUGAUUAUAGAGUCUGAAAAAGCCAAGUUUAGAAAUGGUAUCAUAUCGAUGACUUUUAUAUCACUAGGAAUUGGUGUAGCUAAUGGAGUACGAGGUGGGUCCUUAAGCAUGGCAAUGGCAAGGCUCAACCAACGUAUCACCAAUCAUCUUUUUGAGUCCAUUCUAAAACAAGAACUAGGCUUCUUCGACAAGACCAGGACUGGUGCUAUAACAUCUCGUCUCACAUCUGACACAUCAACAUUGAGUAGCACUCUUAGCCAUAACCUGAAUAUCUGUCUACGUAGUAUCUUACAAAUGACUGGUUAUGUCGUCUUAAUGAUGAUCAUCUCAUGGAGGCUUACAUUCAUCACACUCAUUUCUUUCCCUCUUAUUGCUGUCAUCACUGAUGUCUUUGGAAGUUAUUAUGAGAAAUUGUCCAGGAAAGUUCAAACUUCUCUGGCCAAUGCCAACAUUGUGGCUGAAGAGACCAUAUCUAGCAUGAAGACUGUGCGUAGCUUUGCAAAUGAAGAAGGAGAGAGGAAGAGCUACUGGAAUAAGCUCCACAUCACCUAUCUUUUACGCAAGAAGGAGGCAGUAGCUUAUGGCCUCUUCACAGUCAUCAGCUCAGUAUGUGACCUGAUGGUGUUUGUGGUUACACUCUUUUAUGGAGGCCAUCUAGUUGUGCAGAACAUGCUCAGUGGUGGGAUGCUGCUUUCUUUUAUUAUUUAUCAAUUGGAACUUUCAGGAUGCAUUGAGGACUUGGCUGAUGUUUAUACUGAGCUCAUGAAGGCUGCAGGUGCUUCAAGAAAAGUCUUUCAAUUAAUUGACAGAAAGCCAACCUUUAUGAAUGAAGGAAGGCGAGCACCUAGGCAGUUUGAAGGUCAGUUGGAGUUUAAGAAUGUGAGCUUUGCCUAUCCAACCAGACCAUCUAUUCCUGUCCUCAAGGAUGUAAGUUUCACAGCAUCACCAGGUGAAGUACUUGCCCUCGUUGGUCCCAGCGGUGGAGGCAAAAGCUCCUGCAUCAGUCUCAUAGAACACUUCUAUGAGCCAUCAUCAGGUGAAGUGCUGAUAGAUGGAAGAAACGUCAAGGAAUAUGAUCAUGCAUUCCUCCAUCAGAAGAUUGCACUGGUUGGUCAGGAGCCAGUCCUUUAUGCCAGAUCCAUCCAGGAUAACAUCUCAUAUAGUCUUCAGGAUUGCUCUACUGAAAGUAUAGAGAGUGCUGCCAAGCAAGCUAACGCACACAAUUUCAUCAUGCAUCUCAGAAAGGGGUAUAAGACAGAGACAGGAGAGAAGGGACUUCAGUUAUCAGGUGGUCAGAAGCAGAGAGUGGCUAUAGCUAGAGCAUUGGUAAGGAACCCUCAGAUGUUGCUUCUAGAUGAAGCUACCAGUGCUCUUGAUGCAGAAAGUGAGCAUUUGGUUCAACAAGCUCUUACAAAGAACUUUGGCACACGCACUGUGGUCAUUGUAGCCCAUCGCCUAAGCACUGUUGAGAAAGCAGAUCGUAUCGUGGUCAUUGAUCAGGGGACAGUUGUUGAACAGGGUAGGCACCAGGAACUCAUCAAAUUUAAUGGCCUCUAUGCCAGACUGGUACAACGCCAGCUCUUAGGACAUGAUUCCGAUGAUGGCCAGGAUGACAAAGAGAGGUUAGUUGCAAGAAAAAACCUUUCAACACGGAGGAAGGACUCUAGUGCAUCAUCAAAUUCAAGUAAUGGUGUUGAAAAUGAUAUAUCAGAUUAACCUACAAGUUACCCGAGCUCCUAUGAAAGGCCAUCUAAAGUUUUGGUAAAGGGCUACUUAUGUGCAUUAUAUCAACUAACGUUCCAAUCUUAUAAAGCAGUGGCUGUAUUUUUUUUUUUUUUUUUGGUGUCUGAAAAUUUGAAUUUUUUAAUAUCUAGCACCCUGUCCGAAAUGUUUUAUUGUUUUUGAAAAACAAAUUUAGUGAUUUAAUAUCAGAAAGCAGCAAAUACGAAAAUUAUUUUCUACAAAUCUUUUACCAAUCUAUGCUUAAAAAGUUAUUUUAAUAUUAAAAACUGCAGUUUAUUUUGGUAAGACACCAGAUAGAAAAUCAUGUAAAUUCAUGAAAGGUAUCCUAUUUGACACUUAUUUCAUUUCCUCCAUAUCUCUUAUUUUAGACGCAUUUGUGUAUUCCAGAAAUGAAUUGGAAUAGUGAUAUCCAAGUUCGAAGGAUUUACUGAAUCAUGAAAUUGACUUAAAUGGAAAUUUGUUUAAUCAUUUAUUAGAUACUUUUCAAAAUGUAUUAAAAUAUUAGGUAGUCGCCUGUUUUGCCCUCCUAUCAAGGGACAUUUGAAUAAGAUAUAAUACCCUAUAUAUAAAAUAUUUCUAAAUAAAAAUGUCUUUGACUUUGGAUCAGUUGUUAUCAUUUAAAGCAUAUAUGAAUAAUUCAUUAAUAUUUGUUCAUAGCUAUAAAGUAAAAUAUGUAUGCUCCGAAUGAAUUGUAAAUUGUGUGGUAAAUGCUUCAAAAGCAUUUGAAUUUAUAUUUAUUUGAUUGAUUAAAGGAAAAUGACUAUUUCUGAAAAGUGAUACCCGUCCCACGAUUGUGUAAAUAUAAGUUACUUAAGUACCUAGAAUUUUUAAUUGGUUUCAGUUUUCUUGAACACAAAAUUUCCUGUUAUGUAAUCAUACUUGCUAGGAAAUUAAUAGAGACUGCCAUUAAACAGGGUAUUUCAAACAGAGUAUUAUUUAAUACCCUAUACUUGUAGGUGAUUCAAUUGGGAACAAUAAAUGUCUUAUUUAAAUUUAUAUAUUUGUAUAUUAAUAUGCAUUUUAAGUAAUCCCAGUAGUUUAGGUUAUCAAGAGGUUUAGAGGCUGAGAGCAUAAUUUUUUUAAUUUUUGUUUUAUCAAGUCAUUAAUAUCAUUUCAUCAAGUAUCAAAUAUGUCCAUAAGGAAGUAAUUCCUUAAAAAGCUGUGUGCACUAUGAACGCCUAGCUUAGCUGGGUAAUAUAUGAGCACCUAACAAGGUGGAUACGUGCGCAAUAUAAAUAGCCUAUAUUAUUAUUAGUAUUAUAUGCUUAGCUUCACAAGAAAUAAUCCUAAUUUAUGUUAGUACACUCUCAAGUAUGUUUUUUUUUGUGUGUUUUAUUACAUGUAUCCCACCAUUCAUUCCUAAAUAAGUAAAACAUUUGUUAGGUAGUGAACUGAUGUUGCUCAUUUCUCUAAAUUGGGGGGGAAUGAUUUCCAGGUUAUUAUGGAGCAAUCUACUUCAGGGUGUGAGAGAUGACUAAAAUAUAUGCCAAUCAAUGAUGCCAGAAUUUAAAGAAUUGCAUUCUUGGAUUUUUUUCAUUGUUUUUUUACAAAAAUAUUAAGAUUUUGUUUGUUUUUAGCUCAUCCGG